UGCCUAUCCUCCAGAGAUUUCUUUAUUAUUGCAAACGCUAAGGAGAAGUAUGGCAUUUCGUAUUCUCAAUUCUCAUCUAUAUGCCCAGCCAUUCUACAACAAGUUCUGAGUAAAGCUUGUAAAAAUAAUACCAAGUAUUUUGCUCCUCCUUCCAACAAAGCACAAGACCUCGUAAAAAAUUUCCCUGUUCUACUUGUAGUGUGGGGAUUCGGCAUUCUAUUUACAACGAUUAUUUGUUUGGGAUCUGUCCUCGGAGCUGCUAUACUGCCUUUCAUGAAUGGAGCGACGUAUAAGAAAGCAAUGAUAUUUAUGAUAGCACUCGCUGUCAGUACUUUAUCUGGAAACGCUGUAUUACAUCUCAUUCCAGGCGUGAUUGCAAGUGUUGCUUGGCUGAUAUUAAUUGGUGAUGCCCUCCACAACUUUACUGAUGGAUUAGCUAUGGGUGCAGCCUUUAAAACUUCGAUACCCCAAGGAAUCAGUACAUCAAUCGCCAUACUUUGCGAAGAAGUCCCUCAUGAACUCGGCGAUUUCGCUAUCCUCGUUAAUUCCGGAAUGUCGGUAAAGCGAGCCGCUAUGUGUAAUUUCUUCUGUGCUUCUACCUGCUUUAUUGGCUUGGCAUUUGGCAUCUUAAUUGGAGAAGAUCCUGCUGCCAGUCAGUACAUAUUUGGAGUUGCUGCUGGGAUAUUCCUUUAUAUAUCGUUAGCCGCAAUGUUACCGGAAAUGACUGAGCAACUAGAACUGUCAGACGAUAACGGUGAAAAAAAGGCGAAGAAAUCAAGUUUUUGGUCCCUUUUCCUUAUACAGAACAUUGGAUUGUUAACUGGAUUCGGAAUAAUGAUUGUUUUAGCUGUUUAUGAAAAUGACAUUCAGAUUUGA
This is a messenger RNA of Trichoplax adhaerens, 876 nucleotides long. RefSeq lists its product as hypothetical. Gene Ontology annotation, biological process: intracellular zinc ion homeostasis; zinc ion import across plasma membrane. The annotation marks the transcript as partial. Gene Ontology annotation, cellular component: membrane. Gene Ontology annotation, molecular function: zinc ion transmembrane transporter activity. NCBI's taxonomy places the organism in Eukaryota, Metazoa, Placozoa, Uniplacotomia, Trichoplacea, Trichoplacidae. The record is from RefSeq and is a predicted model, not a curated record. The transcript has 5 exons.